Molecule: messenger RNA, 940 nt
Organism: Magallana angulata
Lineage: Eukaryota; Metazoa; Mollusca; Bivalvia; Ostreida; Ostreidae
Product: proteasome subunit beta type-1-like
Exons: 6
Coding region: 76-768 (230 amino acids)
Cellular component (GO): proteasome core complex
Source: RefSeq, a predicted model, not a curated record
UUAACCGGAACUAAAAUUCUUCAAGAAAGCAAGUCACCAACAACAGCGGACAGUGCUUUAAAUUAAAGAGGCAAAAUGAUGGAUCCUAUGAUAAACGAAGAAUCUUCCUAUGCACCAAAACAGACUUAUUUUAGUCCUUAUGCUAUGAAUGGAGGAACAUGUUUGGCAAUAGCAGGGGAAGACUUUGUAGUUGUGGGUUCUGACACAAGAUUAAGUCAAGGAUUUUCCAUCUUCACAAGGGAUUUACCAAAAACUUACAAACUAACAACUUCUACUGUGUUAGGUGCAUGCGGAUUCCAUGGUGAUGUCCUAACUCUUACAAAAGUAUUGAAUGCUCGUCUAAAGAUGUUUGAACAUGAACACCAUAAGAAAAUGACCACAUCAGAAAUAGCUGCCAUGCUGUCGACCAUGUUGUAUCACAGAAGAUUCUUCCCUUAUUAUGUGUAUAACUUGAUUGCAGGAUUAGAUGAAGAAGGUAAAGGUGUGGUCUACAGUUUUGAUCCUGUGGGGUCAUACGGAUCGGAUGGGUACCGAGCCCGAGGGUCAGCAGCUGCCAUGUUACAACCUCUGUUAGAUAACCAGAUUGGUUUGAAAAACCAGCAAAACGUCCAGAGAGUCUCCUUGUCAAAAGAGAAAGUGGUGAACCUAGUGAAGGAUGUAUUUAUAUCUGCAGCUGAACGCGACAUAUACACUGGAGAUGCAGUGGUUGUCCACGUUAUCACAAAGGACGGCACCACCACCGAGAGAUUCCCACUCAGGAGAGACUGAAAGCUGCUCUUGUACGACGUCAAGGAUUCCACUUUUAGUGCUAUGUGAAUGUACUCUAUAUGUAAAUGGUUGAAUGAACCAUUCUUCUCGUUGCAUCUGUUUCAUUGACAGGUGAAAACUUGGCUCAUUACAUCAUUAAAUUUUGUAACAUUAAAAUUCUUUAAUAAAUGAA